AUGUGUGCUGCACUUCGACAUCUCUCUCAUCUCUAUCUCACGCUGCCCCCCCCUCUCCCUGCCGUGCCCUCACCUGCCUCUCUCCUCCCUGCCGUGCCCUCACCUGCCUCUCUCCUCCCUGCCGUGCCCUCACCUGCCUCUCUCCUCCCUGCCGUGCCCUCACCUGCCUCUCUCCUCCCUGCCGUGCCCUCACCUGCCUCUCUCCUCCCUGCCGUGCCCUCACCUGCCUCUCUCCUCCCUGCCAUGCCCUCACCUGCCUCUCUCCUCCCUGCCGUGCCCUCACCUGCCUCUCUCCUCCCUGCCGUGCCCUCACCUGCCUCUCUCCUCCCUGCCGUGCCCUCACCUGCCUCUCUCCUCCCUGCCGUGCCCUCACCUGCCUCUCUCCUCCCUGCCGUGCCCUCACCUGCCUCUCUCCUCCCUGCCGUGCCCUCACCUGCCUCUCUCCUCCCUGCCGUGCCCUCACCUGCCUCUCUCCUCCCUGCCGUGCCCUCACCUGCCUCUCUCCUCCCUGCCGUGCCCUCACCUGCCUCUCUCCUCCCUGCCGUGCCCUCACCUGCCUCUCUCCUCCCUGCCGUGCCCUCACCUGCCUCUCUCCUCCCUGCCGUGCCCUCACCUGCCUCUCUCCUCCCUGCCGUGCCCUCACCUGCCUCUCUCCUCCCUGCCGUGCCCUCACCUGCCUCUCUCCUCCCUGCCGUGCCCUCACCUGCCUCUCUCCUCCCUGCCGUGCCCUCACCUGCCUCUCUCCUCCCUGCCGUGCCCUCACCUGCCUCUCUCCUCCCUGCCGUGCCCUCACCUGCCUCUCUCCUCCCUGCUGUGCCCUCACCUGCCUCUCUCCUCCCUGCCGUGCCCUCACCUGCCUCUCUCCUCCCUGCCGUGCCCUCACCUGCCUCUCUCCUCCCUGCCGUGCCCUCACCUGCCUCUCUCCUCCCUGCCGUGCCCUCACCUGCCUCUCUCCUCCCUGCCGUGCCCUCACCUGCCUCUCUCCUCCCUGCCGUGCCCUCACCUGCCUCUCUCCUCCCUGCCGUGCCCUCACCUGCCUCUCUCCUCCCUGCCGUGCCCUCACCUGCCUCUCUCCUCCCUGCCGUGCCCUCACCUGCCUCUCUCCUCCCUGCCGUGCCCUCACCUGCCUCUCUCCUCCCUGCCGUGCCCUCACCUGCCUCUCUCCUCCCUGCCGUGCCCUCACCUGCCUCUCUCCUCCCUGCCGUGCCCUCACCUGCCUCUCUCCUCCCUGCCGUGCCCUCACCUGCCUCUCUCCUCCCUGCCGUGCCCUCACCUGCCUCUCUCCUCCCUGCCGUGCCCUCACCUGCCUCUCUCCUCCCUGCCGUGCCCUCACCUGCCUCUCUCCUCCCUGCCGUGCCCUCACCUGCCUCUCUCCUCCCUGCCGUGCCCUCACCUGCCUCUCUCCUCCCUGCCGUGCCCUCACCUGCCUCUCUCCUCCCUGCCGUGCCCUCACCUGCCUCUCUCCUCCCUGCCGUGCCCUCACCUGCCUCUCUCCUCCCUGCUGUGCCCUCACCUGCCUCUCUCCUCCCUGCCGUGCCCUCACCUGCCUCUCUCCUCCCUGCCGUGCCCUCACCUGCCUCUCUCCUCCCUGCCGUGCCCUCACCUGCCUCUCUCCUCCCUGCCGUGCCCUCACCUGCCUCUCUCCUCCCUGCCGUGCCCUCACCUGCCUCUCUCCUCCCUGCCGUGCCCUCACCUGCCUCUCUCCUCCCUGCCGUGCCCUCACCUGCCUCUCUCCUCCCUGCCGUGCCCUCACCUGCCUCUCUCCUCCCUGCCGUGCCCUCACCUGCCUCUCUCCUCCCUGCCGUGCCCUCACCUGCCUCUCUCCUCCCUGCCGUGCCCUCACCUGCCUCUCUCCUCCCUGCCGUGCCCUCACCUGCCUCUCUCCUCCCUGCCGUGCCCUCACCUGCCUCUCUCCUCCCUGCCGUGCCCUCACCUGCCUCUCUCCUCCCUGCCGUGCCCUCACCUGCCUCUCUCCUCCCUGCCGUGCCCUCACCUGCCUCUCUCCUCCCUGCCGUGCCCUCACCUGCCUCUCUCCUCCCUGCCGUGCCCUCACCUGCCUCUCUCCUCCCUGCCGUGCCCUCACCUGCCUCUCUCCUCCCUGCCGUGCCCUCACCUGCCUCUCUCCUCCCUGCCGUGCCCUCACCUGCCUCUCUCCUCCCUGCCGUGCCCUCACCUGCCUCUCUCCUCCCUGCCGUGCCCUCACCUGCCUCUCUCCUCCCCCACCAGACGCUGCUCAAGGUACCGGGCUUCGGCGACAACGUGGUGACGCACCUCAUCGCUGGGCUGGGCGCCGGUUUCUUCUUCUGUCUGCAUCGGCUCGCCCGUCGAUGUGGUCCGUGCCGCCCCACCUGCCGCCCUACCUGCCGCCCCGCCUGCCGCCCCACCUGCCGCUCACCCCGCCUGCCACUCAUACUUCCUGCUGCACAUCUCUUGCUGCUCACUCGUGCCCUCUCACUCGUGCCCUCUCACUUGUGCCCUCUCACUCGUGCCCUCUCACUCGUGCCCUCUCACUCGUGCCCUCUCACUCGUGCCCUCUCACUCGUGCCCUCUCACUCGUGCCCUCUCACUCGUGCCCUCUCACUCGUGCCCUCUCACUCGUGCCCUCUCACUCGUGCCCUCUCACUCGUGCCCUCUCACCGCACGCCUCUCUCAGUGCUCUCUCGUUUUAAACAUCCAUCCCUUCCUCCGCUCCUCCCCAUACUCCCCCUCCCAUCUCCCAUACCCACUCCCCCCCACUUCCCACACUCCUCUCACCCUUCCCCAUAUUCCUCUCACCCUUCCCCAUAUUCCUCUCACCCUUCCCCAUAUUCCUCUCACCCUUCCCCAUAUUCCUCUCACCCUUCCCCAUAUUCCUCUCACCCUUCCCCAUAUUCCUCUCACCCUUCCCCAUAUUCCUCUCACCCUUCCCCAUAUUCCUCUCACCCUUCCCCAUAUUCCUCUCACCCUUCCCCAUAUUCCUCUCACCCUUCCCCAUAUUCCUCUCACCCUUCCCCAUAUUCCUCUCACCCUUCCCCGUAUUCCUCUCACCCUUCCCCGUAUUCCUCUCUCGAGUCCUGCUGCGUUGUCGCACUGCUGCUGGCCCAAUCAUCUCAAAUUUCUCCAUUCAUCUGA
This is a messenger RNA of Closterium sp. Yama58-4, 3111 nucleotides long. Lineage: Eukaryota; Viridiplantae; Streptophyta; Zygnematophyceae; Desmidiales; Closteriaceae. The record is from the annotation of a GenBank genome assembly.